Molecule: messenger RNA, 1344 nt
Organism: Penicillium soppii
Lineage: Eukaryota; Fungi; Ascomycota; Eurotiomycetes; Eurotiales; Aspergillaceae
Exons: 4
Coding region: 1-1344 (447 amino acids)
Biological process (GO): ceramide biosynthetic process
Cellular component (GO): membrane
Molecular function (GO): sphingosine N-acyltransferase activity
Source: RefSeq, a predicted model, not a curated record
AUGGCAGACACCAUGCCGGUCCAGCCAUUAGAGCGCAAGGAGCGCAAUGCAUACGUUUCGUCUGGAGCGCGACCGGCCAAGGAGACCACGUUCCGUGAAUGGGUGGUCACCAACCAAAUCGGAAUCUCCUUGACUACCCUGGCUAUGUUGCUGGCUCUUCAUAACCUCUACCCCUCCCUCCGCCCAUAUACCCAACCCUUCUUCCAAUUGUCCUACUAUGACGAAGCCUCGAAUUCCUACGUACAAGGAUGGGACGAUGUCUACUUCGUUCUCAGUGCCACCAUCGCUCUCACCGGUAUCCGCGCCAUUGCGAUUGAAUGGGUGAUGCAGCCAAUCGCUCGGGCUUCAGGGCUGAAGCGCAAGAAUGCCGUUCGUAUUGCUGAGCAGGGUUGGAUGGCGAUGUACUAUGGCUUCAUUUGGGUGGUUGGACUGUACCUCUGGAAGACUUCCUACUACUGGGGUGAUUUCGCCGCCAUGUGGUCGCAGUGGCCCGCUCGCCCUUUGUCCGGAUUGAUGAAGUGGUAUCUUCUCGUUGAGUUGGCGUUCCUGAUGCAGCAGAUCUUCGUGAUCCACGUGGAAGAGAGACGGAAGGAUCACGUCCAGAUGCUGUCCCACCACAUUAUCACCAGUGCUCUGCUUGGUUCGGCCUAUAUCUACGCCAUGUACAAUGUUUCUAACGUUGUGCUGUGUCUUAUGGACAUUGUGGACGUUUUGUUGCCAAGUGCCAAAAUACUCAAGUACCUCAAGUACGAGACCGCCUGCAACAUUGGCUUCGGCCUCUUCAUGAGUACCUGGCUCCUUACCCGCCACAUGAUCUACCCCGUCGUGUGCUGGUCGGUAUAUCACCAGCUGCCCCUCAACCUCAACUAUGGCUGCUACAGCGGCUCUACCAGCGAAUUCAUCUCAGCCGAGCCCCCGAAUUCCUUCGCAUACAUGCUCGGCCCAUACUUCAGUCUGGACAACCCCAUCUGCUUCAACCCCACGCUCAAGUGGAUCUUCCUGGGCUUACUGUUGGUUAUCGAGAGUCUAUCCAUUGUGUGGUUCAGCAUGAUUGUCCGCGUUGCCUACGGCGUGAUCUGUGGCGGUAAUGCCGAAGACUCCCGCAGUGACGAGGAGGACGAGGUCGAAGUCCCAAGCUACUCUGCAUCACACGCCCCGUUGCACCUGGCCGCAAAGGACGGGGUCACUGUUGAACUGGUUGAGGGCGAAGAAGCCCCCGGUCUGGACCGCCGGCGGUCCAACGGCACUGCUUCGGUUCGUGCACGGGGCCGCGGACGCGUUCCCUUCGACCAGAGUGAUCGCAAAGCCCUCCUUGGCCGCAUUGGGUGUGAAAAGCCCACGUAA